Molecule: messenger RNA, 2185 nt
Organism: Impatiens glandulifera
Lineage: Eukaryota; Viridiplantae; Streptophyta; Magnoliopsida; Ericales; Balsaminaceae
Product: sphingoid long-chain bases kinase 1-like
Exons: 7
Coding region: 1-2055 (684 amino acids)
Biological process (GO): sphingosine biosynthetic process
Cellular component (GO): membrane; cytoplasm; intracellular membrane-bounded organelle
Molecular function (GO): kinase activity
Source: RefSeq, a predicted model, not a curated record
AUGAAGAGUGGAAACAAAACUUCUCCAAGACAACGUCUUCAAAGUAGUGGUUUUCGUAAUUCUCCUAAAACAACUGGACCAGUUUUCUUGCAAGAAAAUCUUGGAAAGUUGCCAGAAUCAAGACCGACUGAAAAUAUACAAAGAAAAAACGAGCACAGGGUUGAUAUCCAAGAUGAGCAAUCUGAAUUGUUAGAAUAUGAAGUAGUCUCUGGUAAGCUCAUCUUAGAUUCAAGAAACUCAGACUGUUGCUGCCCUAUACCACUACCUUAUUUCAUGAAAGCUGCAAACCAGGAUGGUGUUGAAGCUAACCUAACAAGAAAAGAACUGGCAUGGGGUUCUGAUAUACUUCAAUUAGAUGAUGUGGUCUCAGUUUCUUAUAGUUCGGGCCAGACACACUUUACCGUGCAUACAUACCUUGUGAAAAGGCGUUUUUGUUGCUGGAGGAAUACAAGAAUUCGGACUGAUUUUUGUUUCUUGGCUUCUAGCCCUGAAGAGGCUUAUAUGUGGGUCAGUGGAUUUGCUUUUCAUGAUUGUUUUCUGAAUAGAGUUGCAGUUACUUCGAAUUCUCCUCCUAUGCCCAAUAUCAAAUGUAAAAGUCCACUCAAGUUGCUAGUGAUAUUAAAUCCGAGGUCUGGAAAUGGUCAUUCAAGUAAAGUUUUUCAUGAUACUGUUGAACCAAUAUUUAAGCUUGCAGGCUUUCAGUUGAGAGUGGUGAAAACAGAAUCUGCUGGGCACGCAAAGAAUCUUGUGGCCACUAUUGAUUUCAACACAUGCCCAGAUGGAAUUAUAUGUAUUGGCGGUGAUGGUAUUGUUAAUGAGGUCUUGAAUGGGCUGCUUAUCAGGAAGGACCAGAAAGAAGCACUUUCCAUUCCAAUGGGAAUCAUACCAGCGGGUUCAGAUAAUUCUUUAGUUUGGACUGUUCUAGGAGAGAAUGAUCCAGCAUCAGCUGCAGUUGCAAUAGUAAAGGGUGGGCUUGUUGCAACUGAUGUUCUUGUAGUUGAAUGGGUUCAAAGCGGACUUAUUCAGUUUGGAAUGACGGUUUCAUACUUCGGGUUUGUUAGCGAUGCGCUAGAACUGUCUGAAAAGUAUCAGAAGCAUUUGGGUCCUCUACGUUAUAUAGUUGCUGGGAUUCAAAAAUUCCUUUGCUUGCCUAAAUACAAUUUCGAAGUUGAAUACCUUCCCAUAAAAACGGAUCAACACGAAAAUGUUUCAGCUGAUCAUCGGGAACUAGAGAAUCUGCGGACAAUUCCUAGGACGUCUACUGAAACGACAAUGAUUCCUCCGACCGUGGGGGAUGAACCAUCGGAUUAUGAUCCAAAAUCCAAAUGUUGUUCUUCUUCUUCUUCGUCAGGUGGUGGGAGGAAGAGAAAUGUUUGGGAAGAAGCGGAAGUUAUCCAUCCUCAAACGCCACGUUCGGCAAAAGCACGUAGUUGGUUAAAGGCGGGCAAAGGAACGGAUAAUAAAGGAGAGUCAUCGGUAUCGAAUCGGUCAGAUCCAGGUCCAGUAUGGGAAAACCAACAACAACCUACACGGGACUUGGAAGCAAAUUGGAACAAAAAUGAUCAAAAUCCAAUCGAUUUGCCUCCUACAUUUGAAAUUGUUGAAUGUGAAGAUGAUGAAACGAGAGAAGGAGACGUGGGUCGAAGACUUAUGCAGCAGCAGCAGCAGCAGCAGGAGGAGGAGGAGAAUUGGAUGAGGGCUAGAGGUGAAUUUCUGGGAAUCUUGAUCUGUAACCACUCGUGCAAAACUGUACAGAGUGGAUCUCAAAUGGUGGCUCCUCAUGCUAAACAUGACGAUAAAUGCUUGGAUUUAAUGAUGAUUAGAGGAAGUGGACGUUUCAGGCUCUUGAGAUUCUUCAUACUAAUGCAUUUGGGUCGACAUCUUUCCCUUCCAUAUGUUGAAUAUGUCAAGGUGCAAUCUGUGAAGCUUAAACAGGCAAAUAACACCAAAACGGGAUGUGGUAUAGAUGGUGAACUGGUUCCUGUUAAUGGGCAAGUUGUGACUUCUUUAUAUCAUGCUCAAUGCUUGCUUAUAGGUCGGCACCCAAAUAGUUAGAGAAAACCAUCUUAUUAAUUUUUCCUUAACUCCAUUAAUGGUUGAUUGAUUCAUAAUACUUAAUUUUUGUACUACUUGAUGUGGGCAUUAAUAGAAUAAGCCUGCACCUGCUAAUUGAUUUUGAGUUUAA